AUGGACAAAUAUGAAUUUCUUUAUGUUUCUGACAUCGUCAAAGACGAGGAUGAGAAGAUGGAAAAUCGGAGAAAACAAGCAACAUUAGUGACUGGUAGCAAUGGCCGAGGAAAUCAAUUAACGGAUCCUACUAUUAGUGUUGUUGAUGAUGAACAAUCUGUUUACGUCACCGAUCGUGCAAAUGAUCGUCUCCUGAAAGGGAGAAAAGAUGUGACGGGAGAUCUGAUGGUAGUUGAUGGAAAUGGUUAUGAAAGAAGUUUCAAUCAAUUUAACUUUCCUCAUGAAAUCGUUGGUGAUAAUUCUGAUCGAAUUUACCUGUUAAUCAUUCCGUCACUGGCGAGACAAAAAAGAGAACCUGUUACUUAUAUCAACAACUACGCAACAACGCAGAUCAAUCGUCAUGUAGCAACAUUUCUUCUUCUAUUUGGUACUCUUGGCAACUUACUCAACAUUUGCGUUCUAAAUGAACAUUCAUUUCAUGAGAAUCCUUGUUCGAUUUAUCUCUCUUGGUCAUCAAUAACAAGUUCGGUCUUUAUUUGGUCGGGCUUUUUAACACGAGUCUUACAAGGUUAUAAUAUCAAUUGGCCAAAUCAGAACUCCAUUGCGUGCAAAACUCGUCAACUUUUGCUCAACGUUACUUGGCCAAUGGGUAUCUGGUGUCUUGUAGGAGCGAGUAUCGAUCGAUAUUUAUGCAGUCAUUCAUCGGCUAGGUAUCGCCUGUUUAGCACAAAUCUCAUAGCAAAGCGUUUUGUGCUUGCAAUAUUUAUUUUCUUUUGUUGCUUAUUUGUCGAAGUACUUUAUUGUUUUGAAGGAAGUAUUCCGAACGUUCCAGUUCUUUGCUAUGGUCAAAAUAUACCUUGUCGGUUAUUUAACGACUGGGCUGCUCUAUCAUUCGAUAUUAUUUUACCAAGUUUUUUCUUGGCUGUAUUUGGUGCGUUGACCAUUCGAAAUAUUCGUCUAAGAAGUGUUCGUCCAAUCAUCAAUUCAGAAGUUCGAUCCAACCGUAGAUCAACAAUACACGCGAAUGAUCGUAAUCUUACACGAAUGUUAUUGAUCCAAGUACUGUUCAUUCUUGUUUUGGAUUUACCAUUCGGUAUUUAUCGUCCAUAUGCAAGUUUAACUUCGAAUAUUUCAAAAAGUUCCUAUCGAGCAGCUAUCGAAAAUCUAACGUAUUCUGUGAUUGUACUUCUUAUUUGUGUGACCCAUUCCACUUCAUUUUAUCUGUAUACACUUACUGGUUCAGUAUAUCGUCGUGCAUUCAAACAAAUUGGACAACGUUGGCUCAAUCGAAUCCGAUUAAUUCAUUAG
Adineta ricciae is the source of this 1308-nucleotide messenger RNA. The record is from the annotation of a GenBank genome assembly. Lineage: Eukaryota; Metazoa; Rotifera; Eurotatoria; Adinetida; Adinetidae.